This is a messenger RNA of Klebsormidium nitens, 1593 nucleotides long. The record is from the annotation of a GenBank genome assembly. Lineage: Eukaryota; Viridiplantae; Streptophyta; Klebsormidiophyceae; Klebsormidiales; Klebsormidiaceae.
AACGAAAAUUCUUCGAAUAAAUGAUUUCAGCUGGCGCCCUUUGCCAGUGCCAUUGGCAGCAUUGCACUGUUUUUUUGGCCAUCACGCCAGGAUCAAGCCACAAUAUGUGGCACAAUUAUUAGGCUGUUCAUCCUUGGAAGUAGUGCUUUAUGGCGUCUUCGCUGUCAGCUGCUGCCCAGCCCUGCUGCUUCCUUGAGACUGGAAGCUUCUUGAGCCGGAGUGGAAAGUCAGAAGCAAGACGAGGCAAUCUGUUUCCAGCUCACGUAAGCGCUGGUCUUGGAGCAUUCGGUUCUGUAAUAUCCGCUGAGGGACAGCCUUUUAUCAGGCUUCGAGAAGGAAGAGAAGCACGGUUAUGGAGAUCCUCAAGGAGGGUCAUCAGAGUAGUUGCUCAAGUUGGUUCUGCUCCUGCAAAGACAGCCACCCCCGCAGAAUCAGACCGUUGGUGGUCCUCUGACACAAUUGCUGUAGUAACUGGUGGCAGUAAGUCUAGCAUUGGGCUGGAGAUUGUGCGGAAACUCAGCAAGGAGGGUGUCAAAAUCAUUUUCACCUCUAGGAGUGAUAAGACGGGCCGUGAGGCUCUGGAGAAGCUGAGGUCAGAGGGCGUUGACUCUGUUGAGUUCCAUGAGCUCGACAUCACCAAUCAGCAGUCGAUUGAUGAUUUCGCGAGCUGGUUGCAACAGAAGCAUGGCGGUCUUGACAUUUUGGUCAACAACGCUGGUGUCAUGGUCAUCUCUGCUAUUGGCCAGCCAGCAUCAUACGACGUUGUCAAACUCAAUUUUGACGUCAACUACUACGGAACCAAGCGGUUAACAGAAAAGCUGUUGCCUCUCCUCAGAAACAAUCCUGCUGGCGCCCGGGUGGUGAACGUGUGCUCGCGCAUGGGUGCUCUUAAAAACAUAGGGCCGAAGCUGCAGCCCAGGAUUUCCGACCCUGACUUGACAUUUGAGGACCUCGACGCACUGGUGGCUAAGUAUCUAGACGACUUAAAAGCCGGUCGGCCCGUGGACGAGGGAUGGAACAAGAGCGCCUAUGCAAACUCCAAGGUCGCGGAGGCUGCGUACACGCGCAUCCUGGCGCGCGAUAUUGAGGCGGCCGCGGGAGGCAAACCCGUGUUAGUGAACGCGGUUUGCCCCGGGUUCUGCAGAACCGACCUCGGGAACCCGCACCCGGAGAAGAAAGGAGAUUUCCGAACUGCACUCUCGUUGACAUUCUUCCGGACAGCCCGCGAUAUCGUUGCACCUAAGUCAGCGGAGGAGGGCGCCGAUACUCCAGCCUGGGUUGCCCUAGCACCGCCAAACAGUGCGAAUGGUGCCUUUUUUAGUGAUCGAGAAGAUGUGGGCUAUUGACUGUUGAUCAGUCGCAUUUGUGUAAUCAUAUACCUUCAAAGUAAAGAAAUAAGUUUGUACAAAGAGCUUUUGUGUAGGAUAAUAAAACGUUGAACGGGUCGAGGUGUUGUGUUGCAAGCCGGGCUUCCAUUGAUACUGUCUCCUUGCUGAAACAACUGUUAUCACGUUCCAGCUUGGCAAUUAGUCGAUUGGUGAAUUCGUCAUCUCAGUGCCGUCCGGGGGUGCUCUUGCACUCCAUCGAGUAGCA